GAACUAAUUGAGAAACCAUGUUGUUGACGAGGCUUUUAAUAGAAAAGCUAUGGUGCAGCAGAUAAUUUUAUCGAGUUUAACCUCCAGAGUGUAUCAGUUAAUGAAAAUACAACAUUAAUGUCCCCUUCCUCAACUAUUUGCUUCACUUUAAUUGAAAGUAGAGAGUGGGUCCCGUUUGCGCGUAAUGUCGUUUUUAAAGGAUUUCGUGAAGAAUGGCCGCAAAAUAUACGGCGCCGCCUUAAAUUAUAAAAACCCAUCGGGUGAUGUUGCGAAUCAGAUCAAAGAGCCCGUGCUAUUUUUGAAGGCACCUUCCGAUUACAUUACCGAAGGCCGCUCCAUUGUGAUUCCACGUGGAUAUUCCUUAGUGGAGGAACUGGAGUUGGGGGUUAUCAUUGGAAAAACUUGUAAGGAUGUAACCGUCGAGGAGGCUUUGGAUUACGUUGGAGGAUACUGUAUUGCCUUAGACAUGACUGCCUCCAGUGAGUUGAAAAAGGCCUUGUCACAAAAGAUGCCUUGGACAACGUCGAAAACUUUUGAUACGUCCUGCCCGGUAAGCGCCUUUAUCCCUAAGGAAGCCAUACCCGAUCCGACUGAUGUGGAACUGUUUUGUACGAUCAAUGGUGUACCUCAACAAAACGGAAAUACCAGCGGACUGGUGUUCUCGGCAGCCGAAUUGAUUAGCUUCAUAUCGCGGUACCAUACUUUGGAACCGAACGAUAUGAUCUUAACUGGUACUCCGCCUACCCCUGCUGGUGUUAAACCGGGUGACGUUAUUCGGGGAGGUAUUAAGGGCGGCGUUACUGUGGAGUUUCGUGUAGAGGACAAGUAAUUAAAAAAAUAAUAGAAAGAUGUUGA
This is a messenger RNA of Photinus pyralis (common eastern firefly), 855 nucleotides long. RefSeq names its product acylpyruvase FAHD1, mitochondrial-like. Bases 185 to 829 code for a protein of 214 amino acids. Gene Ontology annotation, cellular component: mitochondrion. The transcript is spliced from 4 exons. The record is from RefSeq and is a predicted model, not a curated record. NCBI's taxonomy places the organism in Eukaryota, Metazoa, Arthropoda, Insecta, Coleoptera, Lampyridae. Gene Ontology annotation, molecular function: acetylpyruvate hydrolase activity.